Molecule: messenger RNA, 1327 nt
Organism: Chiloscyllium plagiosum (whitespotted bambooshark)
Lineage: Eukaryota; Metazoa; Chordata; Chondrichthyes; Orectolobiformes; Hemiscylliidae
Cellular component (GO): tRNA-splicing ligase complex
Source: RefSeq, a predicted model, not a curated record
GAGGGGGACACAGAGAGAGAGAGAAUAGAGACAGAGGGAGACACAGACAGAGAGAGAAUGGAGUCAGAGACCGAGAGGGACGCACAGUGUGUGUGGAUGGAAGGGGAUGUGGUGCAGACACUCAGAGCCUUGGGGUCCCCCGGGCCUCUGGUCGAAGAGGGCAUGCUUUGCCAGGCAGCGAGCGAGGGUCCAUGCUCCCUCCACUUUACCGCCUUGUGUUCCUGGCUGGCGUCUGAGCUGAAGUCCAUAAGCCCUCUGGAGGAAUGCAUCACCCCGACGACGGGCCCUGAAGAUUCGGAAACCUUCCAACUGGAAGCCAGCGGCUUGGUGAAUGAGUUGCGCUGCCCCUAUCCGUCACUCACCGCGGGCGAUGUGACCUCCAGGCUGAACAACACAGAGAGCUGUCUCCAGCUGCUGUUGUUCCUGGGCUCGGAGCUCCUGGCAGCUAGAAUCUUACACGCCAGGAAGCCCUUGGCGCAGUGCCAGGUACCGAGGGACGCUGGCGAUGGUGAUGACAACGAGAUCCUCAAAGAACUGCAGCCUCUGUGCCAGACGCUGGGUAUGGCUGAACCCACCCGAGACACCCCUGUGCCCCAACUCUUUAGAGACCUGGAAACUAAACUCCGAGAUGUCAGUGCCGGGUUGCCGGAGGGUGGAGUGGGAAAAGCCCUGCUGAGCAAGAGCCUGGGGCCGGAACAAUGGGAGAACCUGAAGGAGAUCCAUCAAGCGCUGAGUGUUGAGUACGUAUGCCGUCGGCAGAUGCUGGUCACUCGCCUGGACGUGACAGUGCAGUCGUUCCACUGGGCCGAGGGAGCGCAGCAACACGGAGCUGUGAUGCGGCAGCUGUACCAGCCUCUGAGAGAGGCCCUGAGCGCCAGGAGCAGUAUAACUCUGGCCCACUUGCUGUCUGCUCGCGAGGACCUGUCUGUCAUCACCAAGACCACCAGCAAAAGCAGCCGGGAGAGAACGGCCUGCCCCGUCAACAAGGUUCUGAUGGGGCCUGUGCCGGAUCGGGGAGGGAGACCUGGUGAGAUUGAGGCACCCAUGCCGACUUGGGAGGACCGUCGGAGAGGUGGCAGCGCUGGUGGGCGCAAACAGAAAUGGAGGGGCAAAGGGCGGAAGCAGAAAUGAAGCUAAACCGGGAGCCGAUCCUCUUCACCCUCUGAAGAUCGAUGGAGGAGUCACUUCCCCCCGGGGCCUGAGUGUGAAAAUACUCAAGUGGCUAUGUAGAGUUAGGACCUGGAGCUCCUUGGACUGGGGUGAGAGAGAAUGAGAGUGUGCGCGUGCAUGUUUGUAUGUGUGAGAGAGAGUCUGUUUGUACGUGUGU